AUGAUUCUUCCACGAAAGUGGACAUGAAGGAGCCCUACGACGCAGAGGCCAGCACCUUCUGCUUCCCUGACUCUGUGGAUGCCGGGGGCCUGCCAUCCUUGUCCUUCUGCAUGCAGACAUCACCCCAUGGCAAGACAGUGAGCGAGAGCGAGCUCAGCACCAGUGCCACGGAACUGCUGCAGGACUACAUGCUGACGCUGCGCACCAAGCUGUCCUCGCAGGAGAUCCAGCAGUUCGCGGCACUGCUGCAUGAGUACCGCAACGGGGCCUCCGUCCACGAGUUCUGCAUCAGUCUGCGACAGCUCUAUGGAGACAGCCGCAAAUUCCUGCUGCUCGGCCUGAGGCCCUUCAUCCCUGAGAAGGACAGCCAGCACUUUGAGAACUUCCUGGAGACCAUCGGUGUGAAGGAUGGCCGUGGUAUCAUCACUGACAGCUUCGGCAGGCACCGGCGGGCCCUGAGCACCACGUCCACCUCCACCACCAACGGGAACAGGGCCGCGGGCAGCCCCGAUGACCAGUCAGCACCCUCUGAGGGGGACGAGUGGGACCGCAUGAUCUCAGACAUCAGCAGUGACAUCGAGGCACUGGGCUGCAGCAUGGACCAGGACUCGGCGUGACGGACUGCCAUGGAACAUCUACAUCCGCCGCGCCGUCCCGCUGGCUGGGGCGGGGGAAGGGCUGCAGGCACAUGGCCCCAGGAGGCUGGGCCUCUACUGUGAAGGAGUGGGGAGCCACCAGAGGAUAUGCGUCCCAGUGCAGGGCGGAAGGCUCUGCCUUGUCUGUGGGGCUCAGCCCUGCCCUACACCACAUCCCUGCUCGGGGAGGGCCGUGCCAAGCCGCAGGGAGAGCCAGUGCUGUCUGCCUGGCCCUGGACAGCUGUUAAAUUUGCACACGACGUUCCUCUUGUAACUCUCAGAGACCUUAAAAAGUUGUUUACUACAAUGUGAAUAAUUUAAUCUCCAGUUGCCAAGCUUGUUUCUGAUCCAGUUGGGUGAGAGCCAUGUUGCCACAAGGGGUGUCCACUCUGCCCUCUGUCCCUGAGGCCACGUCUGCCCAUGGUAUCCAGGGCUGGGCAUGAUGGUCUUGGACACUUUGGGGCAGAGGUAUCAGUGACUGGGGCAUUGGCUUUGUAGAUAACAGGGCAGGGCAAGUGCCCUAGGGUCUCUCGUAGGUUGUAGGGACAGUGUGUGGCAUGUCAGUGUCUAGAAGGCCUUGAUCACUACAUCCUGUGCACAGACUGCCCCAGGGACCAUGAUGUGUUCUGGCCCCUUGCUUGGCCUGUUGGGUCAGGAGUGAGGUCUGCAAAGUCCUCUUCAUCUCAGAGCCCAGAACCUGGGUUCAGAAGAGGGGCACGAGGGCCAGACAGCCCUCCCCAUGUCCUGUCCCAGCCCCGCCCCCAGCCCCAGUGAGCUCCUCCCCCAAGCACUGCUGGCUUCAUUUUUGCCUCUGUCCUUUAGGCACUUUCAACCCUCUGUAGGACACAGGGAAGUGAGGUGACUUGGGGUCAGGAUGACCCAGGCUUGC
This is a messenger RNA of Castor canadensis (American beaver), 1524 nucleotides long. It is a transcript of the gene Ccm2, whose product is annotated as CCM2 scaffold protein. NCBI's taxonomy places the organism in Eukaryota, Metazoa, Chordata, Mammalia, Rodentia, Castoridae. The record is from RefSeq and is a predicted model, not a curated record. Gene Ontology annotation, biological process: vasculogenesis; heart development.